AUGCUCCGUCUCUCAGUUAUGUUCAGUGCGGCCACCCUCUUGGUCCUGUGCCUGCAGCUAGGGAUCAACAAGGCUCAAGAUACCGAAAGUAUUCGAAAGCCACUUAUAUUUUCUUUAGAUGUUCCAAAUUCUGCAAACGCAAAUGAGGAGAUCACUCUGAAACUUGGAAUGAAAUCGGAAUAUAGAGAAUGUUUAGUGGUCAGAGCUUCCCUUGAAAGUUCUUCCAAGAUUGAAGGCAGCUUCAACUUUAAACAAACCCGCUGCAUCUGUAACGAUCAAGUAAACCUCUACUGGGACUUUCCAGUCACGCAAACUGUCACUAUUAAAAUACUGGUUGAAAUUAUUCCGGAGAAAAACAUCUGCCCUAACGAUGUGGCAGUGGUGCCCAUCUCGGGAGACAUGUACUAUACCUUCCAUACUGUGUAUGUGCGCUAA
Molecule: messenger RNA, 435 nt
Organism: Cricetulus griseus (Chinese hamster)
Lineage: Eukaryota; Metazoa; Chordata; Mammalia; Rodentia; Cricetidae
Source: RefSeq, a predicted model, not a curated record